AGUUUGCUUCAAAGCUUUGCUUGAGCAUUAUAAAUUUGGAAAGUUGAGACCAAAUCAUGUCUCUUUCAAUUUUUACCGUGCUAGUUCUUAGUCUAAUGCUUGUGCAUAGAGGUGCUUGUGGAUUCUUGGAUGGAAUUAUGAUUGGUCAUGUUCCGGUGUUUAUGAAUAUGGAAGAAAAACUAAAUUGGGCAGAUGCUCUGGAAUCUUGUCACCGACACAAUAUGACCUUAGUUUCCAUUAGAACAGCUGAAGAGAAUGCAGCUAUAACAGAUUUACUUCCGGGUCGUCCUGAUGUCUGGAUUGGGGGCUACAAGAAAAAUGGAAUUUGGCUUUGGACAGGUGAUGGGCAACCCAUGAAUUAUACAAAUUGGAGUGCAGGUGAACCGAAUAGUCUUGAAAAUGACAACGAGGAUUGCGUUCACUUAACAUCGUGGGAUAAAGGGAAGUGGAAUGAUGUUCGUUGCUCCGAUAGAAAUUUCUACAUUUGUGAAAAUUUAAUACGCGAUGAAAGAGAUCAAAUAGUGGUGGAGCAUGUGAACAAGGCCAGCAAUUUUGGCGGUUUAACAUUGUUACAUAAGUUUGCUGUUUGUUUUGCAUGUUUAGCUACAAUAAUAUUUAAUAAAAACAUCCAAUAAAGCUUAUCGCGGGAAUAGAGAGGGGAUAAAAAAUUAAAUAAAUAUUUCUUAUCUCUCUAGGAUAAUUUGUGACCCAGUCAAAUCUUGAAACAAAUUAAGAAAUUAUUGAUAUAAAUUGAUUUUAAUUAUGCUGUUUUGUUGCCCUUUCUUCUGUUCAUCUUUUGUGGUAAAUAAAUUGUUAAAGAAAACUCUAAAAAAA
This is a messenger RNA of Lutzomyia longipalpis, 834 nucleotides long. RefSeq names its product perlucin-like protein. Gene Ontology annotation, biological process: biological process involved in interspecies interaction between organisms. Gene Ontology annotation, cellular component: external side of plasma membrane. The transcript is spliced from 3 exons. Gene Ontology annotation, molecular function: carbohydrate binding. The coding region runs from base 57 to 635 and encodes 192 amino acids. The record is from RefSeq and is a predicted model, not a curated record. Lineage: Eukaryota; Metazoa; Arthropoda; Insecta; Diptera; Psychodidae.